AUGUUAAAAUGGAAGAUCUUUCCGGUAAUACGGAGAAGCCUUUUUUCUGUGUUGUACGUGCACACCGAUGUUCAAAGGAGCGAGAAUUUUCCAGGAAUCUCAGCCCUACGAUCGAUCUACGAUGCGAUUCCGAUCAACGUCCGGGAAAAUCUGGAGGCUGUCUACUUCCUCCACCCAGGUCUACAAUCCAGGCUCUUCCUCGCCACCUUUGGCCGCUUCAUUUUCAGCGGAGGUCUAUAUGGAAAGCUAAGGUAUGUGAGCAAGUUGGACUACCUGUGGGACCACGGCAUCGAGAGCUUCCGGCGGACUUCGGGGAGCUCUCGACGGAGCCAGAAAGCUCGCCGGAGUGGUUAUUGGAAGCCUUGUUGGAUCUAUUACGCCUGGAGACCGAGAUCGCCGAGUCGUCAAGGGCGAUACAGGGGAACCCAGAUCGAGUUCUCUGAAAUCGGGUUUGUUGGUGGUGGUGGUGUCGUCGUCAAAGGUCAUCGAGUCCCGGAAUCGAUCGGGGAGUGUAUUGAGCCCUAGUUUCGAAAUGGGUUUCUGAGACUACGACAUUUUGGAGU
This is a messenger RNA of Camellia sinensis, 563 nucleotides long. The record is from RefSeq and is a predicted model, not a curated record. Lineage: Eukaryota; Viridiplantae; Streptophyta; Magnoliopsida; Ericales; Theaceae.